AUGCUUCUCAGUAAACUAGCAGAGAAGCUGGCAGCCAGAAAGGCGAGAGCGUAUAAAUAUGAUCCGCAAAAGCGAAUGAGGAUGGUCAAUACCUUACAAAAGUUUAUUCCCAUUGUCAGCUUUUUGCUCUUCUUUAUAGCUAUUGCUUGGCUAUUGUUGUUGCCAUACGAUGGAUAUAGCAAACGAACCUAUAUCUCUGAGAAUGCUUUGUUACCGGGGCAGGUUAAUUUAGAAUAUGGAUACAACGAUGUACGAACAGCGGAAGAUUUCCGUCAGAAAUUGAUACACAUCCAAGGUCUAGACAGCGAAACUCGAGCCAACUUUAUACAACAGGAAUUUAGAAAAUCCGGGUUUGUAUCAGCAGUACAGCAUUUCGUUGUGGACGGAAAAGAACCCAAAACGGGCGUCAAUACUUUCGCUAUAAAUAGAGCACCGCGUAGUGAUGGUAAAGAGGCAUUGAUAUUGAGUGCAUCAUGGAAGUCAAGAACCGGUGAAUUUAAUACAAAUGGUAUUGCUCUACUGCUAUCACUGGCAAAGUUGUUCAAAAGAAAUGUAUAUUGGGCAAAAGAUGUGAUACUAUUGAUUGCUGAUGAAGGAAUUCACGGAACACAAGCCUGGUUAGACGCCUAUCAUGGCACUGUUCAGAAUGAUGAGUUUUCUUCUAUUGUCAUGCCUCGAUCUGGAGCAGUACAAGGAGUCGUUCAUCUUGAUUUUCCUGGAACACAAGAUUAUGAAACUUUGGGCAUAUUUUUUGGAAUUAAUUACUAUUUCAUUCAAACAGAGGGUGUCAACGGGCAACUACCUAAUUUGGACUUGGUUAACACCAUGAUAGCCAUUGCAGGUAGAACAGGUCCACCAAUGCGUGUUACACUUCAUGAUACAGCAAAACACCCCUUUGAAAGUCAUCAGUAUGGUCCUUAUUUGGGAUCAUUAUAUCAUUUGCUACAAAGCAUGAAGUACCUUGUCUUGGGCAAGCCAUCAAGUGAAGCUGGCCUUUAUUUGCGCUAUGCAAUCGAUGCUGUAACCAUUCACGGCAUUGUAGGCUCUGAACAUUUGCAUCAAUUGUUUGGCUUCAACCGUAUCGGAAACCAGUAUAUGCCUCCUGUCGCUCUGUUUGCUUGUGCGCUUAUCUUUCAGUCAUUAUCAUUGUAUUAUUUGGGUACAAAGAAGCAGACCCUUGAUAACCUAUCAGCAGGUACCUCUACAGAUGCCACAGCUUCAAAAAUAGCCGGAAUGGUACCGCCUGCUUAUUCAUUGAAAAAACGCCAUAUACGGUUUCCCUUCACUAUUAUGAUCAUCGUCCAUAUGGCAGGACUUGUUAUCUUCAAUAUUCUGCAACCUAGCUUUGGAUGGAAUUACCUUGGCCAUUUAAAAGAGAAUGAGGCCGUUGAAGUACAGUAUGGUAUAUCAGUAGCUGUAUUUAUCAUCACCAUAGUUUCUUGUAUUCUAUGGAUCAACAAAAGUCAAUCUCCUGAACACGAUGGCACCAUAUUGAAAUCAUUCUGCCUUGCCUAUAGCGCCCUAGUUAUAGCCACCGUCUCACUGCUUAACUUUACAUUAGGUGUCGCAACCGCUAUCCUUAUUUUGAUCCCGUACAGCCUCGCUCAACCUUCUUUUGGUGCUUCUUCAAUCUACAAGGCUGCUCAAACUGCUGUAUUGUUACUCUUAUCCCCUGUGGGUCUAGCCCAAAUAUUCAGUUGGGUCACUCACAUGUCCUUAACGGAUAUACUCAGUUCCAUUUUAUCAGAUUAUCAUGUCGUGGGAGCUUGGUUUUUAACUUUUCUCUGUACAGUUUAUUGGCCAAUGAAUAUGGCUGUCAUCAUUUUAGUCUACACGAAAGCAUCAUCCUAA
Molecule: messenger RNA, 1851 nt
Organism: Mycotypha africana
Lineage: Eukaryota; Fungi; Mucoromycota; Mucoromycetes; Mucorales; Mycotyphaceae
Product: Gaa1-like protein
Exons: 11
Coding region: 1-1851 (616 amino acids)
Biological process (GO): attachment of GPI anchor to protein
Cellular component (GO): membrane; GPI-anchor transamidase complex
Source: RefSeq, a predicted model, not a curated record